AUGUUUUCUGCAGCAGUUUGCCAGGACGGAAAGUAUGAGGUUAUCUUCCCUGUAGCUGUUCCAGACGAGGGCACCUUUGACUGGCUGGACGAGUUUUUGGAAAAGAAUCCCCAGUACGUCGAGCUGUCUGACCGUGCCAUUAUCAAAUGGGCAGAGAAGAGCGGCAUCUCCCAUAGCGAGCAGAACUCUUGGAAAAAUUGCAAUGACAAACCUGAUCCGCAGUGGCUCGCCUGA
Messenger RNA from Cladocopium goreaui, 234 nucleotides. The record is from the annotation of a GenBank genome assembly. NCBI's taxonomy places the organism in Eukaryota, Dinophyceae, Suessiales, Symbiodiniaceae.